AUGCUUUCCCUCGUCCUAUCUGCCGAACUCAGCGGCGUCACCGACCUCCGUCCCAAGGACACUGAGGAAGAGCCCUACUACUACACUUUCAAAGUGCAAUGCACCUCUUGCCGUGAAACUCACCCCAACUGGGUCAGCUUCAACCGCUUCGAGCAGCACGAGAUUCCCGGUAGUAGGGGCGAGGCGAACUUUGUCUGGAAAUGCAAGCUGUGCCAGAAAACCCAUUCUGCCUCUAUCACUGCCGGCCCCAAUGUCUACGAGGCGGAUGAGAAGCGCACUGCGAAGAAGGUGAUUGAAAUCGACUGCAGAGGAUUGGAGUUUACGGAGUUUAAGGCUGAUGGUGAUUGGGAAGCAAAGGGAGCCGAGUCCUCUACUCCUUUCACCGGCAUUGAUUUGUCGGAGGGAGAGUGGUAUGACUACGAUGAGAAGGCUGGAGAUGAGGUUUCGAUUAAGGAGAUUAACUUCCAGGUCGGAAGGGCGUAA
Messenger RNA from Aspergillus luchuensis, 483 nucleotides. RefSeq names its product CXXC motif containing zinc binding protein. Gene Ontology annotation, molecular function: zinc ion binding. The coding region runs from base 1 to 483 and encodes 160 amino acids. The record is from RefSeq and is a predicted model, not a curated record. Lineage: Eukaryota; Fungi; Ascomycota; Eurotiomycetes; Eurotiales; Aspergillaceae. The transcript has 5 exons.